Aspergillus oryzae RIB40 is the source of this 954-nucleotide messenger RNA. RefSeq lists its product as uncharacterized. Bases 1 to 954 code for a protein of 317 amino acids. NCBI's taxonomy places the organism in Eukaryota, Fungi, Ascomycota, Eurotiomycetes, Eurotiales, Aspergillaceae. The transcript has 4 exons. The record is from RefSeq and is a predicted model, not a curated record.
AUGGUAUAUACUUGUAAUAGACUUUGGGAGUGUCAGCCGGGGGAUCGGCGAAUGACAGACCAGCGUCAAAGUACCCCUAGUUAUGGGGCUAGAUUUCGGGGUUUGUGCCGGGGUCCUUCCUUACCGACAACUUGGGCUACCAAAAAGUCUGCUUCGGCGGUGUCGGUAAAUAGUUCCCUUGAUGGGAUGUAUAACACAGCCCCAGAUACUCCGUCGCCUGUCUAUCCGGAUAGGCUGAUCCGUCCCCUUCCCAAGCGUACUCUUCGCUCUCGGCUGUCUUCCGAGGCGGCCGAGUCCAUCUUCUACCCCCCGGCUCCCCCAGCGACCCACCUGUUCUACGGAACGUGUACGGAUAAUGGAGAUGCUGUGAAUGAAUCUAAAGUGUAUGUACAGCAGUGUGACGGCCCUGAACAGACCCCUGAGCGCGACCACCACCACCCUUAUGAGAACGGUUUUGAUGCGGAGAGCGGCGACGAAGAUGGCCCGGUGGUUGUGCGCCGCAGUGCCGGCUUUCGUGAAUCGUCCUCGUCCCCAACGAUGCCACCAGGGCACCCGGGUAACGGACCACGGACUCAAAUCAAGUCAUCCUCGGCAGGUCCCGACGGUUAUGAUGCCUUUGAGAACACUAACAAUAAGAAGAAACGCAAGAUCCCCACGCCGGGAACUCUAGCGGGUCAUCACUCCACACUCUCGCCUGAAUUCUCCAGCAUGGGUCUUGCGAGCUCCGCACCUACAUCAGGGGAAGGAAGUCAUGUGAGUACUUUCUACGGCACUGGAAGCCCUGCAUCCCCUGUGUCCAACGGUCUUUCCGGUGCGGGGAGAGGGCGUCUCGGGCGUCAUGGCGCUCGUAGUAGCACAGGCAGGGCUUCGUUGUCUCUCCAUACUCAGGUCAGUUGGCCACAAGCUCGGACGUCAGGUCGCCGCGACGGGGUUCUGUCUUCACCAGGUAUGUAG